CCCACGCAACGUGCGUAACGUAUAGUUUGUUAGAUCAAAUUAAAAUCGAAGUGAUUUUUUUUUAUAAAAUAUAAAUAAAGAAAAUAUAAACAUGUUUAUUUUAAUAAUGUUAUUGUGUGUAUUUAUCAUAAUAUGUUUAAUAAUAAGUAAUUAUCAGAAGAAACGUAAUGCAAUGUGUCAAUCAAAAAAGCGACUCAAUGGACGUACAACAAUAGUCACGGGCGGGACUUGUGGAAUUGGAUUACAAAUAGCCCUUGAUUUUGCUAAAAGGGGUGCCAAAGUUAUUAUCGCCUGUCCAUUUAAUGACGAAGGUAUUGAAGCUCAAAACCUAAUCAUAGAAAAAACAGGUAACCGAAAUGUGAUUUUCAAACUUCUAGACUUGGGGUCCUUGAAUUCUGUUCGUCAAUUCGCUAAAGAUAUAUUAAAAACAGAAGACAGAUUGGAUAUAUUAAUGAAUAAUGCAGGUGUCGGCGUCAUAGGAGAUUUUUCAACCGAUGAUGGUAUGAGUUUUAUAAUGCAGGUCAACUAUUAUGGGCAUUUUCUUCUAUCUAUUCUCCUCCUUCCACUGCUGAUAAAAACUGGCAAGGAAUCCGAAAAAAGCAGGAUAGUAAAUAUGACUUCGAUGUGUCGUUACAUUGGUUCGUUCGACGUGGAUAAUUACGAUAAAAUUAGCUACUGGUUUAAAAUUAGAAUAUAUUCGAAUAGUAAAUUGUGUUUUGUAUUAUUUUCAAGAGAGUUGACUAAAAGGCUUGCCGGGUAUAAUGUGGUCGUGAACAGUGCAGACCCAGGACUUGUUGGCACGAAAAUAUACGAUAGCUACAAUGUAGUUAUUGGUUGUAUCUUGAGAUAUUUUUUAAAUAUAUUUUUCAAAAAUUUUCGGGAAGGUGCACAGACGGCUAUUCAUAUAGCAUUGGAUGAGAAGUGUGGACUGCAGAGUGGAAAAAUAUAUGAAAAUUGUGAACUUGUUAAUUAUAAUUUUUUUGAUAACAUUGAUUCCGCUUCAGAUAAAUUAUGGGAAAGAUCGAUAAAGCUUGUUAAAUUAGAAAAUCAUGAAUUAGAAUUUUCAAAAUAA
Molecule: messenger RNA, 1072 nt
Organism: Vanessa atalanta (red admiral)
Lineage: Eukaryota; Metazoa; Arthropoda; Insecta; Lepidoptera; Nymphalidae
Product: retinol dehydrogenase 11-like
Exons: 1
Coding region: 92-1072 (326 amino acids)
Source: RefSeq, a predicted model, not a curated record